Copidosoma floridanum is the source of this 2911-nucleotide messenger RNA. RefSeq lists its product as uncharacterized. Lineage: Eukaryota; Metazoa; Arthropoda; Insecta; Hymenoptera; Encyrtidae. Gene Ontology annotation, molecular function: protein binding. The record is from RefSeq and is a predicted model, not a curated record. Gene Ontology annotation, cellular component: cytoplasm; plasma membrane.
GCGGUCUGAGUCAGACGCGGAAUAGCACGAUAUAGAGAUACACCAGUAGGAAGUUGCAUCACGUGCGAAAGUUGUGGGAUUGAGGGACUCCAGAGAGUUAUACAGAGAGAGUAGGUAGUAGAAGCGUCGUGGGAGUCGAGCGAGAGCAGCGAUGUUAAAAGGAAGAAGGGGGUCUUUCUUUGUUUCGCUUUUUAACACAAAAUCAGUGCUUUACUUUGGUGGCACGUUGGCAAAUGCCGUUUGACUCCCUCAUCCAUGUACAGUUCCUUUUUCUGUUAGCGGAUUAAGUACCUAUGUGUCACCGAAAUAACGCGCGCGCCACACCUGCUUGUGAUAUACCUACUACUUGCAGCUGUCAUCGUAUUGCUGCUGCUUUAUGGAUUUUGGAUGCAGUGUUGUAAGAACGUCGUCUUCCUCGAGGAAUAAAAGAUCUCACCAAGUAUCUUAGAUGGAGAAAAAUGAGCGCAAAUCAAUUGCAUUUCAGUUGCUCUCAAUGCAAAUGCCAUUUGAACCAAAGAGACUGCGAUCGUUCAUAAAAUGAUUUCAAGUUUCGUGCAGUGGAAGAGUAGAAUAAAAAGGGAGAUAAUCUUUGCCCAAAAUGCUGCAGGCUGUUAGAUUGCUGACAGAGAUGGCGAGGUCAGACGACAGGUCGAGAGGGGAAAGUCCUGCCUCGGAAGCCCAAGCUUCCACAUCCACUGGUGAAGCCACUCCUCCGGUCAUAUUUCGAGAGAUACACAAAAAUGGCUGGCUACGACGUACAGACUGCAAACCCGAGAAAGAACAGAGCUCGCGGUGCUGGGUAGCUUUUUGCGUGUACGACGAUGCAGAACCGAGGCUCGAGGGCUUUGCCGACCAGCGCCAGGCGACAACUCACAGUCCAAUCUGGUCGCAGUCCUUGCGUCCGACUCAGCACCUGUCGCCGACCCUUUGCGCCACCCCCAAGAACGAUUUUGAGUUCUGCGUUAGCUUGGCCGACAACAAAGCUCUUAGGCUCGCUGCGCCCACGUACCAGGCAAUGAUGGACUGGGUACAGGUGGUCACUAGAAAACUCACGGAGAUGAAGGUGCUGGGACCUAAGGAGAAUCUGUAUUCUAAGCCACCCGAGAGAAUCGCCACUCGAGACCCAACCAGUCCACUGCCACCACCCCCAGCAAGCUUGAGCACCGGUACUAGAACAGCAGCGGCAAUGGCGGGGGUGCCAGUGGGUAUCUCAGCUUCGCCGUCUACUUCAAACGCGCCCACGGUUUUUACGUUCGACGACAUAGCUCUGGAAGAACGUAGGCCGUCCAUCAGGAGGCCUAAUCGACCCGCUCCACCGAUACCUCUGAGUCCUCGUCUGGGUGGGACUACCGCCAAUGCCGGCGAGUCUAGUUACGAGAGCGUUUUCCUCGCCUCUUCGUCCUAUCCCCAGAACUCGGAAAGCUCCAGAUCGAACAACAACACAUCAGCCAGCAGGUCGCACAGCUCGAACGACGAGAAUGACCAGUACGCAGCUUUAAUCGAAUACCGAAGUUUGGACAAUGCAGAUACAACAACAACGACGUCGAUGAAUUCCAAUUCUGCCGCCGGCAACGUUCAAGUCUCCGCUUCUAGUCAAAGUCGACAAGCAAGGAAUCAACUCGGGCAUCAGUUAACGCUGAGAGAAACGCAAGUGCUGCAGCUGAGGAAGGAAAUGAGCCAUCCGGCCGGCGUUAGGCUCAAACUCGGAAGGAGAGAUUGCAAGGACGGUAUAGCAUUCGUUGAUUGCUUCGGUGCCGUCUGGAUCGCAGGGUGGAAGCAUAAGGAUCAUCCUUUACUCUACAAUGUUUUGCACAUUGGAGAUUUAGUAUUAAGCGUAGCUGGAGUUCCACUGAACGGAGCUAGUUCAGUCAAAGACAUAAUAAAAAAUAACACAUCACCUCGUGUGGAAAUGAUAGUCAGAAGAUUACCGCACGGCCGAGUCACAACGCUCACUCGUCGUAACGAAUCCGAGGACUUUGGCAUCGAAAUUGGCUCGUCGAACGAAAUUCUAAGUGUCUCCGCAACAGCUCAGUCUCUCGGUCUGUCUGUAAUAGCCAAUCCUGCUGAUCCCAGUGCCGAAAUCGGUACCACAGUUGGCUACACGAUAACGGAAGUCAACAAUCGUCCCCUGUUCGAGAGCAGUGCGCGCGAACGUGUGAAUGCCUCGCUUGGCCGGGACGUUUCGAUCGUUUUCCAGCCCAGUGAUCUCGUCCACGCUAUUCGAGAUAAACUACGUACCGUCCGCAGCUACAAGAGCUUCGUUUAAUUAAUUGUAAAACAAAACAACACGCGUUACCUGUCUACGUCAAGCAGCUCUCAUCGGAGCCUGAAAUGUUGGUGUAUAUUUUUUUGUGUGAUAAGUACUUUUUUUCAGGGUCUGCUAAUUAAGGAAACAGAAACUUUUCGAGGUUUCUUCUUGUAUUUUUACAGGUGUAACUUAGAAAAAAGUUUUUCUUGUUAAUUCGUAUGAUGUAUCAUGACCAAAUACUAAUCCUUAAAGUUGGAGAGAUAUCGUGAGGAUGUUCUUCCUUUGUGAUAAUAUUAAAUUAAUAUGGAUUUUGAUAUAAAUUAUCAUGAACGGGAUUUCCCAUGGGGAAGUCUACUAAGAAACAAAGACUGUGUGAUAAAUGUGCUCAACUAAAAAUAUCCUGUGUAAUAUGUGGGUGUGUGUAUAAUUGUUUAAUUGACGUUUUUCUAAAACAAUGAUUGUCCAAUCAACGGUAAGAUAAUCGUGGGAGAUUCGAAUGGAAAAAUCGUUCAUCAUGCCACUUUCUUACCUAAAGUUUUAUUAUUAUUAUUAUUCUUUUUUUUUUUUUUUUCGGAAUAACUUAGUCAUCAAAUUUUGUAUACUAAAUAUUUGUAUGAAAAGAAAUAAAUCAUGUAUAUAAAUGUUUAUCGUUAAAUAAACUUU